AUGUCAUGUGGGGCAACAGGAGUACUAUGGCAACGGGAGUACUACGGCAACGGGAGUACUAUGGCAACGGGAGUACUAUGGCAACGGGAGUACUAUGGCAACGGGAGUACUAUGGCAAUGGGAGUACUAUGGCAACGGGAGUACUAUGGCAACGGGAGUACUAUGGCAACGGGAGUACUAUGGCAACGGGAGUACUACGGCAACGGGAGUACUAUGGCAACGGGAGGCACUGAGGACACUGAGGACACUGAGGGCACUGAGGACACUGAGGGCACUGAGGACACUGAGGGCACUGAGGACACUGAGGGCACUGAGGACACUGAGGACACUGAGGGCACUGAGGACACUGAGGGCACUGAGGACACUGAGGGCACUGAGGACACUGAGGGCACUGAGGACACUGAGGGCACUGAGGACACUGAGGACACUGAGGGCACUGAGGACACUGAGGACACUGAGGGCACUGUACACCGACUAAGCAUUAGAGGAAGUGAUUUCUUCCUGUCGGCCUAA
Molecule: messenger RNA, 513 nt
Organism: Oncorhynchus gorbuscha (pink salmon)
Lineage: Eukaryota; Metazoa; Chordata; Actinopteri; Salmoniformes; Salmonidae
Product: variant surface antigen D-like
Exons: 2
Coding region: 1-513 (170 amino acids)
Source: RefSeq, a predicted model, not a curated record